Plutella xylostella (diamondback moth) is the source of this 1696-nucleotide messenger RNA. NCBI's taxonomy places the organism in Eukaryota, Metazoa, Arthropoda, Insecta, Lepidoptera, Plutellidae. The record is from RefSeq and is a predicted model, not a curated record.
GUAGUCUGUGCUGUCAUUUUCUGAGGAACGAAACGUUAACAUUACGUCUUUCGCAAAACGGCGAAAGACAAAAACGCACGAAAAAUCAAAUUUUAUUUAGAAAAUACCUAAUAAUAGGUUUGAUUGGCUUGGAUAAAUAUGUCUUUUAUUACUAGAAAUGUUUUCCGUGCUUUGGUUCAGGGUUCCCAGUUGAGUAAGGGUCUGCACACAUCCGCGGUAAACGGAGACAAAAACGUAGGUUGUCGGGAGGUUAUUGGCAACUGGCACGAGAAUGCGAAGGAGGGCCGUAUCAAGUGCACGCUCAUCCCCGGGGACGGAGUGGGGCCCGAGCUGGUCUACUCCGUGCAGGAGGUGUUCAAGGCGGCGAACAUCCCAGUGGACUUCGAGCCGUUCUUCUUCUCGGAGGUGAACCCCACGCUCAGCGCGCCGCUUGAGGACGUCGUCAACUCCAUCGCACGGAACAAGAUCUGCAUCAAGGGCAUCCUGGCCACCCCAGACUUCUCGCACACGGGCGAGCUGCAAACCCUCAACAUGAAGCUGCGCUCAGCUCUGGACCUGUUCGCCAACGUGGUGCACGUGAAGUCGCUGCCCAACGUGAAGUGCCGCCACCACGACGUGGACUGCAUCAUCAUCCGCGAGCAGAUCGAGGGAGAGUACUCGGCGCUAGAACACGAGUCCGUGCCCGGCGUGGUGGAGUGCCUCAAGAUCAUCACGCGCGCCAAGUCGGAGCGCAUCGCCAAGUUCGCGUUCGACUACGCGGUGAAGCUCGGCCGCAAGAAGGUCACGGCGGUGCACAAGGCCAAUAUUAUGAAGCUCGGCGAUGGAUUGUUCCUUAAGAGUUGUGAGGAGAUGUCUAAAAUGUACCCUCGCAUCGAGUUCGAGAAGAUGAUCGUGGACAACUGCACCAUGCAGAUGGUGGCCAACCCGAACCAGUUCGACGUGAUGGUCACCCCCAACCUGUACGGGAAUAUUGUGGACAAUCUCGCCUCGGGAUUGGUGGGAGGAGCCGGCGUGGUGGCUGGAGCGUCGUAUAGCGCUGACUGCGCUGUGUUUGAACAGGGCGCCCGCCACGUGUUCUCCGGCGCGGUGGGCAAGAACAUCGCCAACCCGACCGCCAUGCUGAUGGCGUCCGCCAACCUUCUCGCGCACGUCAACUUGAGCACGUACAGCCGCCAGCUGAAGCAGGCUGUUUACACGGUACUGACCGACGGCAAGGUCAGGACGAAGGACCUGGGCGGUCAGAACACCACCAAGGACUUCACCAAUGCAGUCAUCCACUGCCUCACAUAGACAAACCACCGUUAGGGUGCCCGCACACGACCGACUUUUUGUAGGACAGGUAAUCGGGCAGAUUUUUCUCGCUUCUGAUUUACAUACGUUGCAAUAACGCAAUCAGUAAGUUUUAUUUUCCUCCUACAAAAAGUCGGUCACCGAUUAUCGGUCGUGUGAAGGCACCCUUAGUCAAACCUAUUUAUUGUACAAUUUCAUAGGACAAUAUUAGCUACCUGUUAGUAAAACCAUACCAUAGAUUUAAGAAUGCAUAUUUAUUUAGAAUCGAUGUGUAACACGUUUUUAAAUAGUAUUGAUCAUGAUUAUUAUUUAUUGUUUAUGUAUUAUAUUCCUUCAGUAUUGUUUUCGAUUAAUGAUGGUGUAAAAUGUUACCGGACUUGUAAAUAAAAACCGUCAGUGCGUUAAA